GCUGGUUCGUCUAGAGAUUAUGUCUAAUGCCCUGGGCAAGAGGAAGGAGAGAGAGGAAGAGGGUCAUGACAAUGAGCACAAGCCUCAUGGGUCUACGCUCUUCGUCUCAAACUUGCCGUACUCCGCCACAUCCACUGAUCUGAAGACUCUGCUCUCGGAUAUUGGGCCCGUGAGGACUGCCUUUGUUGUUCUUGAACAGGGGACCGAGACGUCAAAAGGUGUCGGCUACGUUUCCUUCGCAAUCCGCGAAGAUGCCCAGCUCGCAUUUGACAAAGUCAAUGAGCCUGAGGGCCUGAUGCUGGACGGCAGAAAGUUGCGGGUGCAAUGGGCGGGUGGCAAGCCCCACAAGGACGAGAAGCAGGCUUCCGACAGCCCAGUCAAAAAAGAACCAAAGCCUGCUAAGGUUCCGAAGAUCAAAGAGCCUAUCGGCCUCCGCGACCCUAACGCCAUCCGUACGAUCGUCAUCACCGGUCUGCCACAGGGUAUAGAUUCGAAAGCGCUGUGGAAGAAGGUGCGCAAGUACGAUGGCGCGGAGAAGGUCGAGUACCCCGCAAAAAUUAACGACGAAGAAGACUCUUUCACAGCCCAUGCACUCUUCUCCACACCUGCAGCUGCACAAGAGGCUGUCUCAAAAUUGCAUGCGCACGUAUUCAAGGGCGCGCUGCUCUCCGUUACCCUCAAAAAGCGUCUCGAAGGCCUUGCGAAAGCCCCGAGAAAGAUGGCUACCAAAGACCCGUCAUCCUCCGAGGCCCCGGUGGGGAUUCCCGCUCCGAGUAGAGCAAGCCGACUCAUCGUCCGCAACCUGCCCUUCGACAUCACCGAGCCUGACUUGCGCGCCGUCUUCCUGCCUUACGGCCCCAUCUACUCGAUACACAUCCCCCUCGCCGAGCCCACUGGGCCGAAGCACGAAGAGACUGGUGAGGCUUCGAAACGUCGUACAAAAGGAUAUGCCUUCGUAUGGUACCUCAGCAAGAAGGACGCGGAGAAGGCGUUGGAGAAUGCGAACGGGACGAAGGUCUACGCUGGUAUGGCGGAUGGCCUUGUGCGCGACAAGCAAAAGAAGAAGAAACUAAGGCGCGAGGAGGCAAAGAUUAAGCAGAAGGAGAAAGAGCGGAAGGCGAAGCCAAAGGGGAGGGCGGCAGAGGAUGAUGAGGAAGAGGACGGAGAAGAGAGUGGAGUGGAAGAGGAGCAUGGAGUGGAACGGGUCAUUGCGGUGGAUUGGGCGCUGAGCAAGGAUAAGUGGGAGGAAGCGAAGGCGAAACUGCAAGAAGACAGCGCGCUGAGAGGCGAGGGAGAGGUCAACAGUGAGAAUGGGGACGAGAAGAACGGUUCGGAUGACGAUGAUGAUAGCUCAGACGAAGAUGGUAGCCAUAUUGGCGUGCAUGAUGAUUCAGGUGACGAGAGUGGAUCCGAGUUGGGCAAUAACGACAGUGAGGACUCGAUGAGCGUCGACGAAGAAGACGCGAAGCCUGGGCGACCACAGCUACCGCCGCCAGAAGUUGGCACCACCGUCUUCGUGCGUAAUGUUCCGUUCGAGGCUACCGAAGACGAGCUUCGAGCUGUCUUUCGGGCCUUUGGUCCUCUGCGGUACGCCAAGAUUGCUGUAGAUCAUGAAACAGGCCGGUCGCGAGGUACCAGUUUCGUCUGCUUCUGGAACAAGGAACAUGCGGACAAGGUCAUUGAGCAGAGCGAGAUUCUCCGCAAAGAGACCAUGGGUGCCGAGGCACCGACGGUACAACCUAAAAAGAAUCCCUUCAAGCUUCCCUCCCUCCUCACACCUGAUCCAUCUGCUUCAGUCGCACAGAACCUCGUCCUUCAUGGUCGCACAAUGGACGUUAUUCGUGCUGUGACAAGGGAAGAAGCAGGGAAGUUGAAGGAAGCGGGUGAGAGACAGCGAGAGAAAGCUGACAAGCGCAAUCUAUACCUUCUCAGAGAAGGCAUCAUUCUACCCAGCACAUCCGCGGCCGAAGGCUUGCCUUCUGCCGAGAUCGAGCGGCGCACGAACUCCUUCAACGCUCGGCGCGCAUUGUUGCGCUCCAACCCUUCUCUCUAUGUUUCACGGACGCGUCUAAGCGUCCGACAACUGCCCUUAAUCGUGACCGAGCGCAUACUCAAGCGCUUGGGUAUACAUGCUGCUCGGGCAUUCGAAGCCGAGGUCAAGGCUGGCACGAGGAACGGCCUGACUGAAGACGAGCUCAUGGAACCCCUUGUGGACGCUGAAGAUACCGAAGCGCUAUCAGCGAAAGACAAGGGCAAAGCAAGGGCAGACAAGAAGGGUAGCCGCAACACUGGGGUCAAACAGGCCAAGAUUGUACGGCAACAGGACCGCGUAGACCCAGUCACUGGCAAAGGGCGCAGUAGAGGCUACGGUUUCCUCGAGAUGAGUAAGCAUGCUGAUGCACUACGCGUGCUGCGUUGGGCGAACAACAAUCCGGAGGUCGGCAAGUUAUUCGAGCAGUGGUGGAAGGAGGAACUCGAAGAUCUCAUCAAGAUCGAGAAGGAGAAGGAGAAGAAGGAGAAGAAGGAGAAGAAGGGGGAAAGUCGACUCGGGCGGCUGAAGGCUGAGCUUGAGGAAGGCACAACGAAGCGCGCUAGAGGCACUUUGAUUAUCGAGUUCUCGAUCGAGAAUGUCCAGGUCGUCAAGCGGCGUGUGGCUCAUCAGCAGGAGCAGCAAUCGGGCACCGAUCCGGCUGAACAAAAGAAGAAAGGGCAUCGGUCGUCUCUCCCUGAGGUCAAGAAAGAGGACGACAAAGACCGGCCGAAGAGCAAGAAACGGCAUGUCUCAGACCCUCCCAAGGCCGCGGUCAAGGCUGAAAAACCUGACCACAGGUCAAGCGACAAGAUCGGGUCGUUCAUAGGCAGAAAGCGCAAAGAACGUAAAGCGAAGAGGAAGGCAUAGAUUGGGUACGCAAUAUUUCGUAUCACGGUGUCUUCCUUGCAACUAGCUUGCAAACGUCGCGACUUCUGCUUUGUAUUCCGGUACGAACAUUAUCCAUGUUUCGCAGCCUGAGCGUAAGAGGACCUCUGA
This is a messenger RNA of Phanerochaete carnosa HHB-10118-sp, 3028 nucleotides long. RefSeq lists its product as uncharacterized. NCBI's taxonomy places the organism in Eukaryota, Fungi, Basidiomycota, Agaricomycetes, Polyporales, Phanerochaetaceae. The transcript is spliced from 7 exons. Bases 20 to 2899 code for a protein of 959 amino acids. Gene Ontology annotation, molecular function: RNA binding. The record is from RefSeq and is a predicted model, not a curated record.